GCGAGUGAGAUUCAAUAGACCGAACGCAUAUCCUCCACGCUUGGCUGGUGUCUACUUCUCGCCAUCACAGGAACAGCUGCGCCGCGGUGUAUUCUCGUGGCAUCCUGCUUCUCCGCCGGCGAUUUCAUCCUGGCCAGCGCGGCUACAACUUCGGACCCUCGAAACUCUCGGGACCAAGCUUUAUACUUACUGCGGCCGGACUUCCAGCGAGGAAACGUAGCAACUCGCCCAUCACAUUCGCACUUCGCCCAAAUCUUGCCGUCUUCACCACAGCCCAAUAGAGACAGCCUUGCGACCCCGAAUCCGACUGAAGCGCACAUGUGCAGAGCCCGAUGAGCCGUUGAUUGAGCUGCCACGUCAGCUAGCGACCGCCAUCAUGGCACACACACGGAGUCCACGAAGGACACGCUUACGUUCCAUCAUCACAUUUACGAGCUUAUUCGCCCUGUCAUGGCUGCCUUCAGCGUUCGCGGCGGCGAAGUCUGCAGCAGACUACUAUGUCAGCGAUCUUCCGGGAGCACCAGAACCGAAGCUCGACACGUGGGCAGGACAUCUGGAGAUUACGCCAGAACAUCAUGGGAAUCUCUUCUUCUGGUUGUUCAAGAACAGGCAUAUUGCGAAUAAGCAGAGAACAGUGCUAUGGCUGAAUGGAGGGCCAGGCUGUAGUAGCAUGGAUGGCGCCCUGAUGGAGAUAGGGCCAUACAGAGUGACAAAAGACGGGAAACUGCGACUGCAAGAUGGGAGCUGGGACGAGUUCGCAAAUGUGCUCUUCGUCGAUCAACCCGUGGGCACGGGCUUCAGUUAUGCGGACACCAACAGCUACGUUCAUGAGAUGGACCAAAUGGCCGAUCAGAUGGUGCAGUUCCUCAAGGCUUUCUUUGAGAUAUUUCCGGAGCACAAGAACACCGAUCUUUACAUCGCAGGUGAAUCUUAUGCGGGCCAGUGGAUUCCCUACAUCGCACAUGCGAUCUUGGAACACAACAAGAAGAACCCGAGCGACAAAUGGAACCUCGAGGGCCUCAUGAUCGGCAAUGGCUGGAUCUCUGGACCUGAGCAGUACAUUUCUUUCCUUCCCUUCGCCUAUGAGAACAACCUGAUCACAGCGGGCUCGGACACAGACAAGAAGGCACUCGAACAGCAAAAAGCGUGCAUCGCUGAUCUGGAUGCUGGGGCCAAAGACCACGUCGACAGCGGGAUCUGCGAGAACAUUAUGCAGUCACUUCUACGCGACACACAGAACAGCAAUGGCUGCCUCAAUAUGUACGACGUCAGGUUGAGGGAUUCGUACCCAAGUUGUGGCAUGAAUUGGCCUCCGGACUUGGAGUGGGUGAAGCCGUACUUGCGCCGAGAUGAUGUCAAGCGCGCUCUUCACAUCAACCCGGACAAGAAGACUGGAUGGGUGGAAUGCAACAACCAAGUCUCAUCUGCUUUCAACGCACGCAAUUCGAAGCCAUCAAGAGCGCUCCUCCCAGGCCUGCUCGAGAAAGUUCCAAUUCUUCUGUUCUCGGGUGACAAGGAUCUAAUCUGCAACCAUGUGGGCACCGAGAACAUCAUCAACAACAUGGACUGGAACGGCGCCAAAGGUAUGGAACUUUCGCCAGGCGUUACAGCACCACGAAGAGACUGGACUUUCGAGGGCGAACCGGCCGGUUUCUAUCAGACCGCCCGAAAUUUGACCUACCUUCGCUUCUACAAUGCUUCGCACAUGGUCCCAUUCGAUUACCCCCGUCGCACCCGAGAUAUGCUUGAUCGAUUUAUGGGUGUGGACAUUGCUUCUAUCGGCGGCACUCCAGCAGACUCACGAAUCGACGGCGAAAAAGGCAAGGAGGUCUCUGUUGGCGGACACCCCAACAGUACUGCGGCCCAGGAAGCCGAGGCGGAGAAGGUGGAAGCCGCGAAGUGGUCAGCAUAUCAACGAUCAGGCGAGAUCGCACUUUUCAUCGUCGCUGUCGCAGCGGCUGUGUGGGGAUUCUUCAUCUGGCGUGACCGCCGGAAACGAAAAGGCUACAAGUCAGUCUUUGGCAUGGAGCCUUUCGACGAUCGUGGACCUAGCGGCGGCCUUGGCUUGGAUCAUGAUGCGAGACGAGCCGAGCGUGAUGUCGAGGCUGCGCGAGACUUUGACGAGGCUGAGCUGGACGACAUGUCGCAUGCGAACGGCAGACACAAGGAAGAGCGGUUCAGCUUGGGAGAUGACGAGGAAGAAGACGAUGACGGGCGGCAGUACGGUCGACCUGCUAAUGGACAUGCCACAAAGUAGACUGUUGUUACUGCAUAUGUAAGAGUUGUUCAGCAUAUUUUGCAUAUAGUUGGGCUAUUUGCAAAUGAGAAAUGUAUCAAGACCUCGGUCUCUUUCCGGACGCGCAGA
Molecule: messenger RNA, 2365 nt
Organism: Cercospora beticola
Lineage: Eukaryota; Fungi; Ascomycota; Dothideomycetes; Mycosphaerellales; Mycosphaerellaceae
Gene: KEX1
Product: S10 family peptidase
Biological process (GO): proteolysis; apoptotic process
Cellular component (GO): trans-Golgi network
Molecular function (GO): serine-type carboxypeptidase activity
Source: RefSeq, a predicted model, not a curated record